This is a messenger RNA of Meriones unguiculatus (Mongolian gerbil), 768 nucleotides long. It is a transcript of the gene Crisp1, whose product is annotated as cysteine rich secretory protein 1. The transcript is spliced from 7 exons. Bases 1 to 768 code for a protein of 255 amino acids. Gene Ontology annotation, biological process: binding of sperm to zona pellucida. The record is from RefSeq and is a predicted model, not a curated record. Gene Ontology annotation, cellular component: extracellular region. NCBI's taxonomy places the organism in Eukaryota, Metazoa, Chordata, Mammalia, Rodentia, Muridae.
AUGGCAGUAAAAAUCUUCUUGUUAUGGUUUGUUGGUGCUGCUAUUGCUGCUGUCCCUGUACCGUCUCUGCCUUCCAGACAUCACAAAGUGCAUAGAGCCCUCUAUAAGAAGCUGGUCACUGAACUGCAAAGAGACCAACAAGAAGAAAUUGUGAACACACACAAUGCCUUCAGGAGAAAAGUGUCCCCACCAGCCAAGAACAUGCUGAAAAUGAGUUGGAGUCUAGCUGCUGCAGAAAAUGCUAGGAUCUUGGCGAGGUAUUGUGACAAGGCAGAGAGUGACCCGCUUGAGAGGAGACUUGACAAUACAUUUUGUGGAGAAAAUAUGCAUUUGGAAUAUUACCCCUUCUCUUGGUCAAAGGUAAUUGAAAGCUGGUACAAUGAGUCCAAACAUUUCAAAUAUGGAGAAUGGCCUUCAACAGAUGAUGACUUUGAGACUGAACACUAUACUCAGAUGGUCUGGGCCUCUUCCUACCUAAUUGGUUGUGAAGUUGCAUCAUGUCGCAGACAAAAUGCAGCUACAUAUCUCUAUGUGUGUCACUAUUGUCACGAGGGAAAUUAUCCUGACAUGCUAAAUAAGCCUUAUAAGGAAGGCUCACCAUGUGAAGAUUGUCCAGAUCACUGUGAAGAUGGACUGUGCACUAACCCUUGCCUUUAUUAUGAUGAAUACAACAACUGUGACAAACAAAUUAGACUUACUGGAUGCUCACAUCCAUCAGUUCUGCAAUUCUGCAAGGCUUCUUGUCUGUGUAAAACUGAAAUAAAAUAA